Messenger RNA from Durio zibethinus, 2739 nucleotides. RefSeq lists its product as uncharacterized. The record is from RefSeq and is a predicted model, not a curated record. NCBI's taxonomy places the organism in Eukaryota, Viridiplantae, Streptophyta, Magnoliopsida, Malvales, Malvaceae.
UCAGGUUAGAAACCGCUAAAAGUAGGAAGUGCACUCCACUACCGCCACACUUUCGGCUUUUACUUUUGUACUUUUGUUCUUUCAAUUCCACUUCACUGCUUCUGCUUGGGAAAAGUUUGAGAAACCCCUUGGCACCUUCGUUCUUUCACCAAGUUUCUGAAUUCUGACCUUAAAACAAAAAUUUAAAGAACAUAGCUGCGCAUGCUUUCUCACGAGCUCAGUCCACCCCUCAGGCUCUGUCUGUAACUCUUUUAUUCUCUUUUCUCUCUCUCUCUCUUGAUCCCUCACUCCCUUUACUCUCCUCUAUCUUCCGUUCGAACUCCUCUAUUUGAAACUUUUCCUUUCCUGGUUCCUACCUUUUUUGUAGCAUUAAUAUCAUUAUAUUUUUCUCUUCUUUCUUCAUUUUCUUUUAUCCGAACCCCCAAGUACUACUAAAAAACCUUAACCUUUUUCAAUUCAUCACCUCUUUUGCUGACCUAAGCCUAAAGUACGGCACGUUUCCACUGAAAUACCUUCGUACUCCACCACGAGUACAACAGAUAUUACAUCAGGUUCCCAGUUCUCUCUUAUUAAUUUCUCCAAGUAUAACAGAGCUGAGAAACUCAAGUAAAGCCCCGGAACACACUUUCCAGGUUCAUCGACUUUUCUUUGCUGCCAAUUUUCCACCAGAAAAUGAGCUACCCUAUCUGAUGAAAUCUUCAGAAUAGAGUCUCUAUCGGUCUUCAAAGAGACUAGACAGAAGCAGUUGGUUAUACCAGAAGUCUCGCAACGGAGGGAGAUAGAAAUUAGAGAUGAAUAUCGACACAAGAGGAAACAACAUGCAACAGGAGAAUGGAUCGGCCGGGCUCUUCAGUCAAUUCACGGAAACCGUCCGGCGGCCUUCCGUGAAAUCAUCAGCGAGAUCCUCAGCUAUAUUCAUCGUCUUCAUCGUAAUACUCAUCGGCGCGUUGGUCUCCACGAGUUUGCUUGACACCACUACUUUUGUUGGUGGAUUGGUGCAGAAGCCCAUGCUAACUACAGGAACAAGAGGUGAAACCCCCAAAAAGGCCCGACAGCAAAUAGAAAUCCCACUUAACUGCACUGCACUUCAUCUCACACGAUCCUGCCCCACAAACUACCCUAAAACCACCGAGGAAGAUCCAGACAGUAAUUUAAAUAUAAAUACAACGUGUCCAGAUUACUUCCGUUGGAUCCAUGAAGAUCUGAGGCCAUGGGCGUACACGGGGAUCACACUGGGCAUGCUGGAGAGGGCCAAGAGAACGGCUAAUUUCAGAUUGGUAAUAGUAAACGGGAGGGCUUACGUGGAGAAAUAUCAUAGGUCGUUUCAGACAAGGGAUGUUUUCACGCUGUGGGGGAUCAUACAGUUGUUAAGGAAGUAUGCAGGAAAAAUACCGGAUUUGGAUCUCAUGUUUGAUUGUGUCGACUGGCCGGUCAUCAAGUCAAACGACUAUGGUGGGCCCAAUGCCACGACCCCACCUCCUUUGUUCCGUUACUGCAAAGAUGACCGAACACUAGAUAUCGUUUUUCCGGACUGGUCCUUCUGGGGAUGGCCUGAGAUUCGCAUAAAGUCGUGGGUGCCGUUGUUAAAUGAGCUGAAGGAAGGCAACAAAAGAAUGAGAUGGGACGAAAGGGAGCCUUAUGCUUACUGGAAAGGGAAUCCCAAUGUUGCCAUAACCAGGCAACGCCUCCUCAAAUGCAACGUUUCUGACAAACGGGACUGGGGUGCUCGUGUCUAUGCCCAGUUAUUCAAUCUAAUCGUAGGAAACUAUUGGCAGGAUUGGGGACGAGAAUCACGGCAAGGGUUCAAGCAAUCAAAUCUGGCAAACCAAUGUGUACAUAGGUUUAAGAUCUAUGUUGAAGGGUCGGCAUGGUCUGUCAGUGAAAAAUACAUUCUAGCUUGUGAUUCUGUUACCUUACUGGUAAAACCCCGGUACUAUGAUUUUUUCACCAGAAGUUUGGAGCCAAUGGAGCAUUAUUGGCCCAUCAAGGCUAAUGACAAGUGCAGAUCUAUCAAGCAUGCAGUUGACUGGGGCAACAGCCAUCAGGAAGAGGCACAGGCCAUAGGGAAGGCCGCGAGUGAGUUUAUUAAAGAGGAAUUGAAGAUGGACUUCGUGUAUGAUUAUAUGUUUCAUCUUUUAAAUGAGUAUGCUAAACUCUUAAGAUUUAAGCCCACCAUACCUAGAAAAGCCGUUGAAUUGUGUUCGGAAACAAUGGCUUGUCCAGCGGAAGGAUUAAAGAAGGAGUUCAUGAUGGAAUCAAUGGUGAAGGGUCCCUCAGUUACAAGUCCAUGCACCAUGCCUCCACCUUAUGAUCCCCCAUCUCUUUAUGCCUUGCUUAGUAAAAAGGAGAAUUCAAUAAAGCAAGUAGAGGAAUUGGAGAAGGAAUUUUGGGAAAAGCAAAAAUAAGCAGUCCAGGAAAGGAUAUUCUUUCAUACUUAUUCGAAACAGAUCCGGAAUGUAUUCUUGCAUCAAAGCUAAUAUUAACAGGAAAAAAAUACUAAUAAGACAAUGUAUCAUUAUCAAUAAUUUACCAUAUUUCAGGUGCUAUCAUCACAUUUUAUGUAUAACAUUUGAAAUUUCUGGUUGUAAUUAUAUAACCAAGAAAAAGAGAAAUUUCUGGAGAUCCAAGGAACUGAUCAUUGGACAUCAGCAUUAUGUUUGUGCAUCAGUGUUACUAAGAACGAGUAAUAGAAACUGAAUCCCAUUUAUCAAAUUGAAAUCCAUCAUACGUAACACAAAA